AUGGGGGCGACGGUUCUGCCAAGAAUCCCACCGGCACACCUCCUGGCGAGAUAUUACGCCGACACGUAUGAGGAGAUGUGCCAAGCCAGAGAAAGGUUGGGGUUUGUCCCGCCGGACAUUAGAAGGGCUAUUGAGCUACAAGGGAAGACGACCUUCUCAAACGCUGGAAAGAAAUUGAUUAGAGGAGUGACAGUGGGAGACGGUGACGUUUUAAUUUCGUUAGAUGUCACUUCUCUUUUCACUAACAUACCUAAAGAUCUUGUUUUGAAAGCGAUUGAAGAGAGAUGGAAUUACAUUACUACAAAAACUGAUCUCAGCCUUCCACAAUUCUUGAGUGCUGUAGACUUGAUCCUUAGUUCGACUAGUUUUAUGUUCAACGGCCAAUUUUAUGAACAGAUCUUCGGAAGCCCGAUGGGGUCUCCCCUCUCCCCUAUCCUGGCUGACAUGGUCAUGGAGGAUUUAGAGAAACAUUGUAUACAGCGGCUUAGUUUCAGGAUAUCCUUUUUCAAACGAUAUGUGGAUGAUAUUUUCGCGGUUGUUCCCGAGUCGGGUAUUGGUGAAUUAUUAGACAGUUUCAACAAUUACCACGAUAGAUUAAAAUUCACUUACGAAAUGGAAAGCAAUGGUAAAUUGAGUUUCCUUGAUACCACGGUCAUCCGCGAGGGAGGCUCAUUGCUUACGAAUUGGUUCCGUAAACCAACUUUCUCGGGCCGGUACAUAAAUUAUUUUUCAAACCAUCCUAUGAAAUACAAAAUUAACAUCAAAAUUGUUGAUAAAUAUGUCAAUGUCCGACUUGGCGAAUUGCGAAAUCGUAACAACAAUGAUCCUGUCAGUAGCGAAGUGGCCCAAGAUCCUCGAAGGUGCAUUACUGUACCUUACAUAAAGGGCCUUAGCGAGAAUGUUAGCCGUACAAUGCGAGACAUGAACUUUAGAGUUCUUCACACCAUCCCGAAGAGAUUGGAUUGUGUCAUUAGGAAGGGUAAGGACGCGUUGCCGAGUCUCAGUCAGACUGAGUUAGUUUAUAAGAUUGAUUGUGCAAAUUGUGAUGCGGUACUGAAUGGAGUUUAUACAUUCUUGGCAACAUCUCUCGAUCAUCACGUAUGCGGCAGGUGUAGUAUAAAACAAAAGAGCAAUACAUCUCAACGAGUUUGA
Molecule: messenger RNA, 1152 nt
Organism: Temnothorax curvispinosus
Lineage: Eukaryota; Metazoa; Arthropoda; Insecta; Hymenoptera; Formicidae
Exons: 4
Coding region: 1-1152 (383 amino acids)
Source: RefSeq, a predicted model, not a curated record